AUGGUCAUUAAACGAAUUGUUCUCCAGAACCUGGGUAUCAACCCGGCCAACAUCGGCUUCAGUACGUUGACCAUGGAAUCGGACAAAUUCAUCUGCAUACGAGAGAAAGUGGGAGAGCAGGCUCAGGUGGUCAUCAUUGAUAUGAACGACUCGAACAAUCCGAUCCGCCGGCCAAUUUCGGCCGAUAGCGCCAUCAUGAACCCUGCUAGCAAAGUGAUUGCCCUCAAAGAUGCUGGGAAGACCCUUCAGAUUUUUAACAUUGAGAUGAAGAGCAAAAUGAAGGCGCACACCAUGACGGAUGAUGUCACCUUCUGGAAGUGGAUUUCCCUGAACACCGUGGCGCUGGUGACCGACAACGCUGUUUACCACUGGAGCAUGGAAGGAGAGUCUCAGCCGGUCAAAAUGUUUGAUCGUCAUUCCAGUCUUGCAGGUUGCCAGAUUAUCAAUUACCGUACCGAUGCCAAGCAGAAAUGGUUGCUUCUGACUGGGAUUUCUGCGCAGCAAAACCGUGUUGUUGGAGCAAUGCAACUUUAUUCUGUGGAUAGGAAAGUGUCGCAGCCCAUCGAAGGCCACGCUGCCAGUUUCGCCCAAUUCAAGAUGGAAGGCAAUACGGAAGAAUCCACUCUGUUCUGCUUCGCAGUCCGGGGGCAAGCCGGGGGCAAGUUGCAUAUUAUUGAGGUCGGGGCACCUCCCACCGGAAACCAGCCAUUCCCUAAGAAAGCUGUGGACGUCUUCUUCCCACCGGAAGCCCAGAACGACUUCCCAGUAGCAAUGCAGAUUAGCGAGAAGCACGAUGUGGUCUUCCUGAUCACAAAAUACGGUUACAUCCAUCUGUACGACCUUGAAACAGGCACCUGCAUCUACAUGAACAGAAUCAGUGGGGAAACUAUCUUUGUCACUGCGCCACACGAAGCCACGGCUGGAAUCAUUGGGGUCAACAGGAAAGGACAGGUGCUUUCAGUGUGCGUAGAGGAAGAAAACAUCAUCCCGUACAUUACCAAUGUGCUGCAGAAUCCCGACCUGGCCCUCCGAAUGGCCGUCCGGAACAACCUCGCUGGGGCCGAAGAGCUCUUUGCCCGAAAAUUCAACACCCUUUUCGCCCAAGGGAGCUACUCGGAAGCAGCCAAAGUAGCAGCAAACGCCCCGAAGGGAAUAUUGCGCACUCCAGACACCAUCCGCCGAUUCCAAAGUGUCCCAGCACAAGCAGGACAAACUUCCCCUCUGCUUCAAUAUUUUGGAAUUCUGCUGGAUCAAGGGCAGCUGAACAAGUAUGAGUCCCUGGAACUCUGCCGGCCGGUCCUCCAGCAAGGACGCAAGCAGCUCCUGGAGAAAUGGUUGAAAGAAGACAAA
Thamnophis sirtalis is the source of this 1350-nucleotide messenger RNA. Lineage: Eukaryota; Metazoa; Chordata; Lepidosauria; Squamata; Natricidae. The record is from RefSeq and is a predicted model, not a curated record.